Arachis duranensis is the source of this 835-nucleotide messenger RNA. RefSeq names its product probable calcium-binding protein CML41. Gene Ontology annotation, molecular function: calcium ion binding. Bases 91 to 663 code for a protein of 190 amino acids. The transcript has a single exon. NCBI's taxonomy places the organism in Eukaryota, Viridiplantae, Streptophyta, Magnoliopsida, Fabales, Fabaceae. The record is from RefSeq and is a predicted model, not a curated record.
ACAAUUGCUUCUCUGGUCAGGAAUGCAAUUUGUAGCUAAUAGUCCCCCCCAAAGUAAAGCUCUAGUUUAGUUUCUUUAAUUCCAAGUUAUAUGGCAACAGCCGAGAGUAGUAGAAAAAUUCUGAAACCAUCCAAGUGGUUCUCCAAGAAAAGUAGUAGUAGCCUCCACCAAACAUCAUUAACGGCGUUAAACCUAAGCACAACUCCAACUACUACUAGAGACAUAGAAAAUGAAGCCAUGAGGGAGGUUUUCCGUCACUUUGAUGCUAACGGAGAUGGAAAAAUCUCUGCCUUUGAGCUCAGGUCCUAUUUCGGAUCCAUUGGAGACUACUUGUCUCCUGACGAAGCUCAAGGCCUCAUCCAAGACCUGGACUCCGAUGGCGACCAUUUGCUGGACUUCGAGGAUUUCAUGAAGCUCAUGAGCAUGAACAACGAUGAUGAUCUGAGGAAAGCUUUUGACAUGUUCGUGUGGGAGAAGGAGAACACGGAAGCUUCAUCUUCGUCAUCGUCAGGUAGUAUCACCCCGAAAGGUUUGCAACGAAUGCUGCAGCGACUUGGUCUUGAAAGCUCAUAUGAUGACUGCGUCGUUAUGAUUGCUGCCUUCGACACUGAUCAUAACGGUGUCCUUGAUUUCAACGAGUUUCAUCACAUGAUGAUUUCCUAAUUAAUUACUUUUUCGUCUUACAUCAUCACUCUUCUGUUCUCAUCGCCCUUUUAUCGUUAUAUGUGUGUAAAUACUAAAUAUGGAGGCCGGUGAAUAAUAAUAGCUCAAUAUAAUAUAUAUAUAUAUAUAUAUAUAUAUAUACGUCUCUAUGUAUUUAUGUAAAAAUUAAAUA